This is a messenger RNA of Pleurotus ostreatus (oyster mushroom), 285 nucleotides long. RefSeq lists its product as uncharacterized. NCBI's taxonomy places the organism in Eukaryota, Fungi, Basidiomycota, Agaricomycetes, Agaricales, Pleurotaceae. The transcript has 2 exons. The record is from RefSeq and is a predicted model, not a curated record. The coding region runs from base 1 to 285 and encodes 94 amino acids.
AUGGCCACCCUCACAAUGUCGCGACCUCUCGUGUCCUCGCCUCUCGCAGACUCCUCGUCGUCACGUACCGCCGCCACCCAGCGUGUCAUACCGCGACGGAACACUUCAUUCCCGUCAUCACGCGCCCUCCGACCAUUCCCCUCCAUUUCGAACUCAAUUCAACAACCAGGGAAGCCAGCAGCACCAGGCGCAAAGAAAGCCGUCAAGCUGAUAGAGCCGCCGAAAAACCAAAUAGGCACCUUUGUCCUUGACCUCACGCAGGCAGAGUUCAGCAGGCAGGACUAA